Setaria italica (foxtail millet) is the source of this 2116-nucleotide messenger RNA. Its product is annotated as putative leucine-rich repeat receptor-like serine/threonine-protein kinase At2g14440. The transcript is spliced from 9 exons. The coding region runs from base 315 to 1865 and encodes 516 amino acids. The record is from RefSeq and is a predicted model, not a curated record. Lineage: Eukaryota; Viridiplantae; Streptophyta; Magnoliopsida; Poales; Poaceae. Gene Ontology annotation, molecular function: protein binding.
GAGAUUAAUCAAUUAACCAUUUUCCCUAACGAAUCGCAGCUACGAGAAUUAAUUAACUAUCCCGGCGUAUGUGAGGAACAUGUGGGCGCACCAACCGCUGCCAGAGUUUGAAGGACUCUCUCCUGAACAAGCUGCCGGCCGAGCAAACCAAAACAAAAGUCGCGAGCCGGCGGCAACCGCAGCUGCUGUCUGGUCGUUGCUUCCAUCUCGUUGCCGUUGCGCACCCUCUCCUUCCAAUCCAAAUCCGCGUCUUUGUCGGGGGCUGCAGCGGCCAUCAUUGGAUCGGAGGACCCACUUCCAGUCCAGCACCACCAAUGAUCCCCUUCUCCCUCCUCGCCGGCGCUCUCGUCCUCCUCGUCGGCGCCGCCGAUGCUGCCCUGCCCGGGUACCAGAUAAGCUGCGGCGCGACGUCGGCGAAGGUCGCCGGGAACGUGACGUGGGUCCCCGACGGCGCGUUCGUCCACACCGGCAAGGCCGCGGAGCUUGGCGACUCCCGGGGGUUGAUGGCGCCGAUGCUCUCGUCGCUCCGGUACUUCCCGGACGCGUCCGCCAGGAAGCACUGCUACGUGGUGCCCGCGGAGAGGCACGCUAGGUACCUGGUCCGCACGACCUACUACUACGGCGGGUUCGACGGCGGGCGGGCCCCGCCGGUGUUCGACCAGAUCAUCGACGGCACGCGGUGGAGCGCGGUGGACACGGCGGCGGAUUACGCCGGGGGCCUCGCCACAUACUACGAGGCCGUCGUGGAUGCCGCGGGGAAGCAGGUCAGCGUCUGCCUCGCCAGGAGCGGCGCCACCGAGGCGGGACGGAGCCCCUUCAUCUCCGCGCUCGAGGUGGUGCCGCUGGAGGGAUCCGUGUACGGCGCCGUCAACUUCACCGCCUACGCGCUCAGCACCAUCGCGCGCCACAGCUUCGGCCACGACAGCUCGACCAUUGGAUAUCCAGGUGACCGUUUCAACCGGUACUGGGAGCCGUACAGCGGCGGGAACAUCCCGGUGGUGGAGAGCCAGGCGAGCGUGGCGACGGAGGCAUUCUGGAACAAGCCCCCGGAGGCCGUGUUCCGGCGAGGAUUGACGGCGAGCCGGGGCAAGAGCCUGGACCUCCAGUGGCCACCGGCGCCGCUCCCCGCCGCGAGCUACUACCUGGCGCUCUACUUCCAGGACAACCGGGCGCCGAGCGCGCUCAGCUGGAGGGUCUUCGACGUUGCGGUCAACGGCCAGCCCUUCUUCGCCGGCCUGAACGUCUCCACGGCGGGCACCAUGGUGUACGGCGCCGAGUGGCCGCUGUCCGGGCAGACGAGGAUCAAGCUGACGCCGGCGCCGGACUCCCCGGUCGGGCCGGUGAUCAAUGCGGCCGAGCUCAUGAUGAUCGUUCCCCUCGGAGGGAGGACGCAUCCCAGAGACGUGAUCGGCAUGGAGGCGCUGGCCAGAGGAUUCUGGAACCCGCCGUCAGACUGGAGAGGCGAUCCCUGCUUGCCCAAGGGGAACUCGUGGACAGGUGUCACCUGCAACGAAGAUCCUCUUGCAAGAGUAAUCGCUAUCAACCUCACAAAUUCCAGAGUUGGAGGAUCAAUAUCUGACCACAUUGCCAACCUGACUGCAGUAUCCAGCAUUUGGCUUGUGGGGAACAAUCUAACUGGGCCUAUUCCAGAUAUGAGCCCCCUGCAUCAUCUUGUCUCUUUGCACCUGGAGGACAACGGACUGACAGGCUCGCUCCCUGAAUCGCUCGGAAACUUAACGAGACUUGAGGAACUGUCUGUGCAGAACAAUAACCUACAAGGGACAAUCCCAAGCAGCAUAAGGAACAGAGCGAUGGUGGACAUUAGCUUCAGGUUCAAGUACACACCUGGGAACAAUCUUAGCUAACAAUAACACAUGGAAGACAAAAUCAUUUGACUGCUGAUCUUAUAUCACGGUGUUUCGUUUCUUACUCACUUUCUGGUACUUAAGACAUUUUUGUUGUUUUUUUCUUCUUUGAUUUAUUUGUACAUCUGUAUGUAUUGCCAAGAUGUAACUUCAUUUUUUUCCCAGUAAAGAUGUAAAUUUUUGUUCACAGGAAAACAAAAGAGUGGAUUUUAUUAAACGAGAAAAACGAGAAGGCUAGUUGGUUGGGCAAA